Messenger RNA from Phalaenopsis equestris, 1081 nucleotides. RefSeq lists its product as uncharacterized. Bases 23 to 1081 code for a protein of 352 amino acids. NCBI's taxonomy places the organism in Eukaryota, Viridiplantae, Streptophyta, Magnoliopsida, Asparagales, Orchidaceae. The record is from RefSeq and is a predicted model, not a curated record. The transcript has 4 exons.
CCCACCCGCCAGGUUUCUGCUAAUGGCAACUGCCAGUCUCCCGCCUCGCACCCACCCCACUCUCCUCACCAGCCUCCUCCACUCCGGCGUUAAAACCAAUUUUCCGACCUCGUUUCAGAUCCUCCGAAACCCUAACCCUAGCUUUUGGUCCUCUUCUACAGCUGUCGUUGCUUUCGCCUCCUCUUCAUCAUGGGAGCACGAGGAACAACGAUGGCUCCGGGAAGAGCAGCGGUGGCUUCGAGAGGAGCAGCGCUGGCUCCGAGAGGAGCUUCGGUGGAGCUCCGAGCGCGAAGCUCUUCUUCGCGAGAUUGCAGCUCUGCGGCUCCGCAUCGAUGCCCUCGAGGGCGAGCGUUCCCCGCUCGCUGAUGCCGUCGAGGCGGUGCUAUUUGCGGCGAAGGAGCGGCGUCUCGUUGCUGGAGCUGAUAAGUUAAUAGUGGAGGAAGCUGAGGUGAAGGAGACGGUUCGGGAGGGUAUAUCGAUACCUGAGGAGGUGAAGAAGGAAAGGGAGACACUAAGGAUGGGAUCAGAAGGAAAGGACGUACGAGAGAUGCAGGAUGGCACCAAUGGAGCACCAGUUGUUUCAGUGAGGAAAUUUGCAGAGAUACAGGAAACAGUGAUCAAAGAAGCUGGUGAUGCAGAAAUAGACAUAUCCCAACACCGUGUGUUUCUUCUUGGAGAGAACCGGUGGGAAGAACCAUCUAGGGUUCAGAGAAGAAACAAACCUGUUGAACCCAACAAGGCUUCAUUUCUCACGCAGUGCCUCACUUGUCGUGGAGAAGGCCGAUUAAUGUGCUCAGAGUGUGAUGGCACUGGUGAACCAAAUAUUGAGCCACAGGUACCCAUGGAACUGUUCCUUGUCAGUUACAUCCUAUAUUAUUUUUCUUUAGGGACAUUUACAUGUAUACAUACCACCCAAUGCUUAUCUUCCGACUUCGACCCUCGUAGUCUAUGGAUAUCAUUCAUAUUCGCCUCUACGGCCUACAUGGUUCACAGUUCAUGCAGCUCCCGACUCUGGCCUCGACAACUUAUGGACGUCAUUCAUAGUCGCCAUUAUGGCUUAUGUGGUCAACAGUUGUCGUAA